AUGGCUAUGAGCGGUUUGAUUUCUAACCGCAACUUCGGUUCCUUCGUUGCUUCAGGGAAUUCAUAUAUAUCGCAAAAGGAUUCGUCACUUCAAAGAGGGGGAAUUUCUGUUUCUAAUUGGAUUGGGAAGGAGAGAGUUUCGAGAUGCCAGUACAGAAUGCAUUGUCGUAUUGAUUCCCCUUUGGAAAAGAGGGUUUCUAAACAAAUACAAACAUUCAAUAACAAAGGGGAGAUUGUUUCUCCAUUAUCCCGACACUCCAGCCGUUGCUUGAACUUCAAAUUAAAAGCUUGCAUAAAAAGUUAUUCUUACCUUUCUUCAGCUCCCUUUAGCAGUAGCAAUGUUGGACAAAGGAAAGUAAGUACGUUUCGUGCUAGUUACAAGUCUGAGGAUAAUGACAUUGGAGAACCGAAGAUUGAUAGGCUGCAAUCAACUGAAGGGAUGGGUGAAGCCAUUCUUUUGGAAGGAAAUCUUAAUCAGAUAUCUCCUUGGUGGCAGCAGUUUCCUAAGCGAUGGGUUAUUGUACUGCUAUGUUUUACAGCAUUUCUUCUGUGUAACAUGGAUCGCGUAAAUAUGAGUAUUGCAAUACUUCCAAUGUCUCAAGAGUUCAACUGGAACAGUGCAACAGUUGGCCUCAUUCAAUCUUCUUUUUUCUGGGGUUAUCUACUUACUCAGAUUGUUGGUGGCAUUUGGGCAGACAAAGUUGGUGGAAAGCUAGUACUUGGUUUUGGAGUUGUAUGGUGGUCAAUUGCAACAGUUUUAACACCUAUUGCUGCAAAACUUGGGCUUCCAUAUCUGCUUGUUAUGCGUGCCUUUAUGGGAAUUGGCGAGGGUGUUGCUAUGCCUGCAAUGAAUAAUAUACUUUCCAAGUGGGUUCCAGUAUCAGAGAGAAGCAGAUCACUUGCACUAGUGUAUAGUGGCAUGUACCUUGGUUCUGUCACAGGAUUGGCAUUCUCACCUUUUCUAAUCCACAAAUUUGGGUGGCCAUCAGUGUUUUACUCAUUUGGAUCACUUGGAAGUAUCUGGUUUGCCUUGUGGUUGAGAAAAGCAUACAGCACACCAAAAGACGAUCCAGAUCUUGGGGUGGAAGAGAAAAGGCUCAUACUUGGGGGCAGCGUAUCAAAAGAACCUGUGACAGUUAUUCCUUGGAAAUUGAUUUUAUCAAAAGCACCUGUCUGGGCUUUAAUAAUCUCACAUUUUUGCCACAACUGGGGGACCUUUAUUCUAUUAACAUGGAUGCCUACAUACUACAAUCAGGUUCUGAAGUUCAACCUCACUGAAUCUGGGCUUUUAUGUGUCCUUCCAUGGUUAACCAUGGCCAUUCUUGCAAAUAUAGGAGGUUGGAUUGCUGACACACUUGUGAGCAAAGGCCUUUCUAUAACAACUGUUCGAAAGAUCAUGCAAUCAAUCGGAUUUCUGGGUCCUGCAUUUUUUCUUACGCAGCUAAGUAAUGUCAGAACACCCGCCAUGGCAGUACUGUGCAUGUCUUGCAGUCAGGGAUGUGAUGCAUUCUCACAAUCUGGUCUUUAUUCCAAUCACCAAGACAUUGGACCGCGCUAUGCCGGAGUGUUACUGGGACUAUCGAAUACUGCAGGAGUGCUUGCUGGUGUCUUUGGUACUGCUGCGACUGGAUACAUACUCCAACGAGGUUCAUGGAAUGAUGUAUUUAAAGUCUCAGUUAUAUUGUACUUAAUUGGCACUUUGGUAUGGAAUAUCUUUUCAACUGGUGAGAAAAUUCUAGACUGA
This is a messenger RNA of Lathyrus sativus (Indian pea), 1743 nucleotides long. NCBI's taxonomy places the organism in Eukaryota, Viridiplantae, Streptophyta, Magnoliopsida, Fabales, Fabaceae. The record is from the annotation of a GenBank genome assembly.